GAGGAGACAUGAAAGCUGUGGUUGGACUGCUGGUGCUGCUGGUCAGAGUUUCUCAUGGUGUGGAAACUUACUGUGAAUUCAGACAGGAUGGAGCUCAGUGUUAUGGAGCUUUGGGAGGAAGUGUAGACAUACAGCUGAUGUACAGCAUCACUGAAAUAACUAGAUACAAAUAUGUAAAGAAUUCAUUAAUAAUAGUGGAUGUGUUAAAGAAAACAAUUAUUUCUAAUACCACAGCAAUCAGAUCUAUCAUUUUUCCCAGUAAUGGAACAUUUAGGAUCAAUAACUUGAGCAGGAAUGACAGUGGUAAUUAUACCCUUCAAACCUUUGAUUCAGAUGGACUAUCAAAAGGCGAGUGGACUUUACACUUGUUUAUUCAAGCUCCUGUGUCCUCUGUCCUGCUGGUCUCUGAGUGUCUGUCCCAGGGAGAGAUGAGGGUGUCCUGCUCCUCUGAGGGAGGGGACAGUCCUCAGUACAGCUGGACUCUAGAUGGACGCACACUGACAGAUGCUGAGCUCUUUUCUGAAAAUAAUGAGACUAACAUCAUCACUCUGAAACAGCACGUCUCAGGACGUCUGGUCUGCUCAGUCAGGAACAACGUCAGUAAUGUCUCCACAGAGCAGAUGAUGUCUACCUGUGGCUUCAUUUUCAUUAACUGCACCUUAAUCAAUGGGACAGAGAUAUUACGGUGGGUGCAUGAAGCCAAUAACACCUUGUGUAUUAAACCAACAACACAACCUACACAAGACCCUACCAUGAUCACGCAAACUGCUGUGACUGAAGGGACUGACAGAGUGUCAAUUGAAAACCCAACUGAUAUCCUCAGUCCACCUUUCAGCAGUGCUCAGCUGUGGUACAUUAAUGAAGAAGAUGAUGAGGAAGUAACCUACGCUGAUGUCAGGUUCAUGAAACACCGGGAGAAGGAAAUGGAGCAAAAGUCUGAGGAGGAGGCGGAGGUGGAGUAUGGCCAAGUCAAGUUUUCAAAGCGACCUCUGUACACUGAACCUGAAGGUGACUGUUUGUAUGCCAAUGUUAAAAAAUCAGAUGAUUUUAGUAAUCAGUGCUUUUAAACAUUCUGCACAACAGAGUGAGAAGGUGAUGUCAAGAUGCUUCAGGUGAUUUCCAUUCAGAAAAAUACCAACCAUCAAAUCUCAUAUAUAUUGAUUUAUGGAUCUUCUGUACUUUCA
Molecule: messenger RNA, 1184 nt
Organism: Oreochromis aureus
Lineage: Eukaryota; Metazoa; Chordata; Actinopteri; Cichliformes; Cichlidae
Exons: 5
Coding region: 9-1067 (352 amino acids)
Source: RefSeq, a predicted model, not a curated record